Messenger RNA from Angiostrongylus costaricensis, 285 nucleotides. Lineage: Eukaryota; Metazoa; Nematoda; Chromadorea; Rhabditida; Metastrongylidae. The record is from the annotation of a GenBank genome assembly.
AUGAAUUUCUUCAUUGUCACUUUCAGACUUGUUUCGAAGAAAGAAAAAGCGAAGAUGAAGCCAAGUGGAAAACAGAAUUUAGACGCGCCUGAUCGUGAAGAACCAGGAAGUGUGCGAAAUACUGGAAAACUUUCUGGGAAUUUAUCUGAAGCCGCUUCCAUCAAGGCUAUUUCUCCAUUAGACGUAGAGAAAACUCCAGCAUCUUCUUUGAGAGUAGAAGGAACGUCAAGCGAAGCUGAUAUCUCAGCAAAGGGAAAUUUGCACGACUCCGAUUACCUCACAUGA